AUGACCAACUCUCAUUCGGUAUAUGCGUAUGCCGCCGAUCGAACAAUAGACUACGAGGAAUGGAUCAACCCGACCCUCAUCGAAAAGCGUUUUUCCGCCGCGGCCAUACAGUAUUCGAGAGGGUUUGAGGUAAUUAAAAAGCCAGAAGAAAAGCGGGAGGAUGUUUCAGAGGAGGCCUUACCGCUAGUGGCAACCAUCUACACGUUCAUCUCCGGCUAUCCAGGCCUUGCCGACACAAUCUUUUACAAAAACUUAAUCAUAUCCAUCGAGAAUUUUGUGAAAAAAGUAAAAGGCCAUAUCAUCAAACUACGGAGACAAUUGUUUCCCCCGCACUCGCCUCAAGUGGAUAUUGUCUAUAUCUACAGCGCCACAGGUAACCUGAAUCACCAACCGCUUAUCGAGUCCGUCCACCACCAACCGAAGUUCGGAAGAGUUGUGAAGGCCUGGUUUAGAGGCGCAAUGAACCACAGGAAGGUAUACUUGGGGCGAAAAAAGGAACAAAUGGAGAGAAUGGCAGUCUCGGCUGUUACAAUCGGCGAUAGGUUCAUAAGGCGGUUUAUCAACGUUAACUGA
Messenger RNA from Morchella importuna, 573 nucleotides. RefSeq lists its product as uncharacterized. Bases 1 to 573 code for a protein of 190 amino acids. Lineage: Eukaryota; Fungi; Ascomycota; Pezizomycetes; Pezizales; Morchellaceae. The record is from RefSeq and is a predicted model, not a curated record. The transcript is spliced from 2 exons.